Molossus molossus (Pallas's mastiff bat) is the source of this 2951-nucleotide messenger RNA. It is a transcript of the gene MINDY1, whose product is annotated as MINDY lysine 48 deubiquitinase 1. The transcript is spliced from 10 exons. Gene Ontology annotation, molecular function: cysteine-type deubiquitinase activity; K48-linked deubiquitinase activity; cysteine-type carboxypeptidase activity. Gene Ontology annotation, biological process: protein K48-linked deubiquitination. The coding region runs from base 940 to 2490 and encodes 516 amino acids. NCBI's taxonomy places the organism in Eukaryota, Metazoa, Chordata, Mammalia, Chiroptera, Molossidae. The record is from RefSeq and is a predicted model, not a curated record. Gene Ontology annotation, cellular component: cell periphery; cytosol.
CGUCCCUUCCAGCGCCAGGCGGAGGGAAGAGAAAGGGUCUGUUGUUUUUCUCUCCUUGUUCUCUCUCCCUCGCUGCUGAUCACCAAGCUGCUGACUAGGUCAGAAAGCCCCGAUGGAAAUUCUCCUGUGCUAGGUAGGCUCCUCCUCCUCUAGGGAGCCUGUCCUUGACUAAUUUUUCUUUGUCCCGAUGGGAAGAAAAGAGAGAAGGAAAGAAGAAAAAAAGAAAAACCUCAAACUUCCUUUGAAAACCAGCUUGGAGUCAGGGCCUGGUUCGCACGCCCUAGACUCAGCAACUCGGGAAUUCUGAAGACGCGCUCUGAGCCCCCUGGGAGCACCUGGGCUGCGCCCCUGCCUGCGCCCCUGCCUGCGCUCGCCCUCCUCCGCGCCCCAGAUCCUGGGCGUGAGUCCGGAAGUGGCCGGGACCCAGCCAGGAUGGCCACUCGCUCAUAAACCUGUGUAAGCUCCGGCGUUGACAGCUGGAAGGCAGCUGGGACUGUGGCAGCGCCCCCAUCGAAUUGCAAGAGCUGAACCCUCUUCUCAGUCCUGGAACAACCUUCUUUAAGUCCUUGUCCUCAUCUGUUCCAGGGAAGCUGACACCACCCAAUGUCUUCAAUCAUCCCACUGGACUCGCCCCUCCCAGACCUGAGAGCCCUGUGCAGUCACAGCAAGUUAGAGGCGAAAGACCUCAGCCUGGGGCUGCUCUUCUGUUUACCGAAGCUCACAAAGACACUGCUUCCCAUAGCCAGGAGGGACUGCAGACACUGUCCAGCCUUCCACAGCACAUUCGUCUUCUAAGAUUUUUCUGAGCCCAUUUGCUUUCUAGCGCCAAUGAUUUUCCUCUCACUGGAUUAGUCUCUGUUUUGCACAUCAAGCCUAGAUUAGGCAACUCCCGGAGGACUGUAAAGUCUUUUGGUGCCUCUCAGUUGAUCUCUUCUGGCCAUGGAACACCAUCAACUUGAGUGUCCAGUCUCUGGCAAGGCCAGGACUGCAGAAGCAGUCAGCCCUGAAAACCACGAGGUCCCAUCAGUACCAAAUGAGCAUCCCCAGGACAAGGAUGUCGGAGAUGUUGAUGGGGUGGCCAGAGAUGCUACUGGGGCAGCCAAUGAUGCUGAUGAGGUGGCCAGAGAUGCUACUGGGGCAGCCAGAAAUGUUGAUGAGGCGGCCAGAGAUGCCACUGGGGCAGCCAGUAAUGCUGAUGAGGCGGCCAGAGAUGCUGAUGGGGUAGCUGGAGAACAGGAGCCAGCAGAUCAAAGGUCACUGCCAGUCCAGGACCAGGAUAAUCUCGAGUCCCCUUCACCUGACACUAGUUUAAACCAGCCAGGGCCAGACCAUGGGACAGGGCCUGAGGCAGAGACAUUAGGGGCGUGCUCCAGGCCCCAGGAGCUUCCCCAGUCCCCCAGGGCCCAACAGCUCGAACUCGAUUUCUACUGUGUAAAGUGGAUCCCCUGGAAGGGAGAACGGACACCCAUUAUCACCCAGAGCACUAAUGGCCCUUGCCCUCUGCUCGCCAUCAUGAACAUCCUCUUUCUUCAGUGGAAGGUGAAGCUGCCCCCUCAGAAGGAAGUGAUCACAUCAGAUGAGCUCAUGGCCCAUCUUGGGGACUGCCUCCUGUCCAUCAAGCCCCAGGAGAAGUCAGAGGGACUUCAGCUUAAUUUUCAGCAGAAUGUGGAUGAUGCAAUGAGUGUACUGCCCAAACUGGCCACAGGUCUGGAUGUCAAUGUGCGAUUCACAGGCAUCUCAGAUUUUGAGUAUACACCCGAGUGCAGUAUCUUUGACCUACUAGGGAUACCUCUGUACCAUGGCUGGCUUGUUGAUCCACAGAGUCCUGAGGCUGUGAGUGCAGUUGGGAAACUGAGUUACAAUCAGCUGGUAGAGAAGAUCAUCACCUGCAAGCACUCCAGCGACACCAACCUCGUGACCGAAGGCCUUAUUGCUGAGCAGUUCCUGGAGACCACCGCAGCGCAGCUGACCUACCACGGACUGUGCGAGCUGACCACCGCUGCCAAGGAGGGCGAAUUGAGCGUCUUCUUCCGAAACAACCACUUUAGCACCAUGACUAAGCACAAGAGUCACUUGUACUUACUGGUCACCGACCAGGGCUUUCUACAGGAGGAGCAAGUGGUGUGGGAAAGCCUGCACAAUGUGGAUGGAGACAGCUGCUUUUGUGACUCUGACUUUCACCUAAGUCAUUCCCUGGGCAAGGGGCCUGGAGCAGAAGGUGGGAGUAGCUCCCCAGAAAAGCAGCGGCAGCUGGACCAGGACUACCUGAUCGCCUUGUCCCUGCAGCAGCAGCAGCCACAAGGCACCUUGGGUCUUAGCGACUUGGAGCUGGCCCAGCAACUUCAGCAAGAAGAGUACCAGCAGCAACAAGGGGUCCAGCCUGUGCCAGCAAGGGCCCUGUCACCACAGGGGAGAGGAGCCCCAUCUGGACGCCCUGGCGGAGAGCGGCGGCGGAGGCCAAAGCAAGAGUCCGACUGUGUCCUCCUGUAGCUCUGCCCAGUGCCAGGCUGCCCUGCCUCUUCCUUCAGAGGCCAUGGCUAUUUUGCUUGCUCUCCCAGGUCAACCCCUGAGAUAUGCAGGGUAACUUAUUUACGGACUCUUAGGGAUCAGAGCAGGAAGUAAAUGUCAAGGACAGACUUAGUGACAUCCUUGCUCUCACGUGCUGCAGCCUUCUCUUCUUCCCAAUCGCCCAGGGCAACAGCGGGACUGGUGUGGUGAGGAUUUCUGAUUCCCAGCUCCCCUUUCCCAGAAUGUCACACUAAUAUACAGACUCAGGCUCCAAGGGGAGGUCCCUGUCUAGAAUGCAUCCCCCCAACUUCUUGCCCUUCUGGCUCUCCUGCAGGCCGCCUCCCUUUGUUUCAGGUUUUGAUUUGGGUUUCUAUCUUCAUUAUUUGUAAUGCCUUCCUAGGGGUUUGAAAAUAAAACUUAUCUCCUGAAAUCUGUUGUUUGCC